AUGGUAACCGAAAUGAUAAAUUUCGACCACAAUGAGUUUAAAAUAAAUGAUUUAGAAGUGGAUCACGAAGACCCAAUCCUUAAACAAGAGCUUAAUCAACUAAUUUAUGAGCAGUUGAGUAAUUUUGACUUCAGUGAUGAAGAAAACCAGCUAGGGUUAGCUGCGAAUGAUGCUGUACCGUGUGACUCUAACGAUUUAAUGAGCAUUUUCGAAGCAGAUAAAUUGUCUUUGCUAGAAGGUGCUAUUCAGAAUUUUGGAGAGUGUUCUGAAAAUGAAACCACGAAUUCAAAUGAGUUAACAAGUUCUAAAAAUGAUAGUGAGCAAUCACGUAAUGGAUGCAGAUUCGCUGAAUCACAUGGUCAGUGCACCCUAAACACCUGUGGUUCUCAGCACCCUGAAGAUCCCAACAACAAAUCUGAGCGAUUUGAAAACCCUAAUAAUGGUCAUCCUGCCUGUAGUAACUACCACAAUGAGACAAAAGAUGGCAGUUCUGAACCGGUUCUUAGUUGGGACCUAAGUCUUCCUGAUGAGACUGGAGAUAAAUUAUCUGAUGUGGCGCGACACAAUGUAGAACCAUGCACAGCACAAGGUGUAAUUCUUACUCUUCCUAAUCAUACUGAAUCCUUACAAAUGUCUUCAUCGACCUGGUCGUUUGGUGCUGCUCCUUCAUCAUAUUUUAUGUCAACCGCAAAUCCGAAAAAUGCAAUUUGGCCAGGAAGUUCUAAAGUCCCAACCCCGUCUCACGUAACGUAUAACCAGAUGACUCACACUGCUAUUCCCGUUAGCACUUUAGAUAUGCAACCUAGAAAGCUACAUCCAGCUAGCAAUGAACCAGAUAAGACUACCUCAAAUAAAAAUGGGUUUAUCCCGUGCAUUACUCCAAUAAAGACUAGUAUCAACGAAAAAAUAGAUUCUUGUUUGCUAUCUAACGACAAACAGGAUCGUCGUGAAUUACUGUAUGCCGCUCGAGGACAUCAGUUACAGGAGCUACAGACAGAGAUUGUUCAGUUAAGAGAGGACAUAGCCAAAGAAAAACGUCUGUCUAAUCAUCGUUUGUUAUUAGCUGAAGGAGAUAAAGAAAUACUACGUUCCAAACUAUCAGCAAUGGAAGAUACUGUCAAGUCACUACGUGAAGAGCUUGUUGCUAAACAAGAAAACUCGGAAGUCUUACAGAAACAACUGAAACAGAAUGAAGAGCUUCAGAAAAAGUUGGAUGAAGAACUUAGAGCUUUACGAUCAACUAAUGAAUCCUUAUCCAGUCAAUUAGUUGAGCUUACUACGGGAAAUGCUUUAAAACGAGCUGAAGAAAGAGAAGCCCAAUUAACAGAAUAUCUAGAACAACGUUUUAUUUCGAAAACUGAGGAAAUUAGAGCAGAACUAAAUACAACUCAAAGACAUUUAACUCAGAAGGAAGUUGAAGUGACUGAUUUACGUCGACAGCUGGAAAUAUCUAAAGCUGAAAUAAUUAAAGCACAACAGACACACAAUAAAAUGAUAAACGAGGCUAAUAAACAAUUGGAGGAGGCUCAAAAGCAUUGUCAACAACUUGCUUCGUCUGCUCUAUGCUCAGAAGUUACGUCCUUAAGACAAAAGGUCAUUGAACUGGAGACUUCGAAAAAGAUAACAGAAGAUGUGAACAAGAUUUUACAGGAUGAACUACGAGAUUUUCGGGAUCAAGUUAGCAUUUAUGAAAGCGUUUUAAAGUUAGAUGUUUAUUUCCAUAACAAUGGUAAUGAUGAGAACCAAUUUUCAUAUGAAUCAAGUGAAUUUACACCUACUGGGAUAAAAGGACGCCAUCCAGGCAAAUCCGUUGCAUUUGCCGAUACCAUCGAGCGCAGCCACGCAAAUUUACAUCGUCGACGUCCAUGUUCAGCAAUCGAACGGCCUAUUCACAGUACGAAUGAUAAUUGUGCCAUCACUGGUUGCGAUUCAAAUGAACAGUCUUACCGCUUUCGCCAGAAUUCGGACGGUAAACAACAACCAUACAGUGAUAAUGAUGAUUUUGCAGACAAAGUAUGCGAAUAUGAACAAGAUGGUUUAUUCCAUUCGUUAACUCGUCAAGGUAUAUUAACCAGUACUCCUGCAGUGUCAGUAAUAUCUCCGAAAUCACCAAUGGCUAAACUACGCAAUGAACUGGAACGUUGUCUUUUAAACUACAAGGCUAAACGAGAACAAGUAACUAAACUUCAUGAAACUCUAUAUACAACACGUUGUCAAUUACAUCAAUCAAGAGAAGCAUUAGAAAAAGCUGAAAAAUCAGCUAAACUUUUACAGGAGCGUGUUCUGUCUUUAGAACAAGAAUUAUCUACUUUGCGUUCUAUCGGCGAUAAUCCUGGGCCUAGGGAAGUCUUACUAAGUGGUCAGUUAGAACGGUUAAAAGGGGAUUAUGCUCACUUGGAACAAGAGUUACAGACAACCCGUACACGUUUACAAGCUGCACUUGGUGCAGAAGCCAAAGCAUUAGAGGCUGAAAGAACUAUCAGUGAACGUUUAGCUGCAAGUGUAGCAGAAAGAGAUGCAGCUGUUGAUCGUGCUAAAGCCCUUUGUGAAGCUCAAUAUACAGUAAUGCGUCGCCGCUUAGAAGCAGACUGGGCCAAUGAAAGAGAAACUAAUGCACGUCGUGCUGAACAAAAACUUGCAGAUAUGAAGAAGGGAAUAUGUGAGAUGGAACGUGAAGUUCAACGGAUUACGAAUUUAUAUCAAGAAAGUCAAAUAUCUACAAAGAAGGCUGUUGAAAACGCUGUCAUGGAGGCUAUGAAGUUGAGAGAAACAGAAAGAAUGCGAUUUUGGAGGGAAGAGCUGCCGGAACAAAUCGAAGUCGCACGUCAGUCAUGGAUUUUGCAAAUGAAAACACAAAAUACAGGAGUCAACGCUCUUAUUAAUAAAUUUAAGGAUAAAAGCAGUCAGACAGAACCUUGUGUAUCAAUGAAUGUUAGCGUAAACACGUCAUAUAUAGCAAAAUCUACCGCAUGUGUUCAAACUGAACUUGGUGAAUUGCUACCAAUAAAUAAUGAAAUUAAAACUGCUAUUCUCAGUAAAUAUCCGAUAUUGUCCGAAUAUUUGUCUGCAGAAUGUCUUUUUAAUUUAUGUACACAUUUAACUGAAACAUCCUGUAUGAAUUUAUGUUAUUUGGAGAAAGAAAUAUCAAACUCUUCUCAAAAUAUCCUUAAACAUCUACUUCAGGAUUUGUUGAAACAGAUCGAUAAUGAAAUUGAUAGACUAAUAGUUGAAUAUAAUGUAUCACAUAUUUUUAAUAGGAAUGUAAAUAAGAAGCUUUCCCCAGAAAAUCAGUUUAUGUUUAAGUGCCCUGAUACGCUACAAUGUAGUUCUGUCGAUAUCUCAACUGAUAAAUCUGAUGAAAUUCUCGCGCAAACAUCUUCGAAUUAUUGUCAGAAAAAUGUAAAUUACAAUUAUUUAAAAAUUCGAUUGUCUAAAAUGAUUGGAUUUGAAUAUCAAUCGGUGCUUGGGAAAAUUCAUUUGUUAGUUGUUAGUCUUGAUGAUACAAGUAAAUGUGUACAAAAAUUCAACAAUCCAUUAUUAAACAACACCAAUUCAAUUACUUAUGAACAGAAAUCUGUACAAGUUAGUGGUCUAGAUGCUGAAUAUUAUCAUUCUAUUAUUAAAAAAAUCAAAGCUGAUGUUUUAAAUUAUGUUGAACUAUGCCAGUCUCGUGCUGCACAAACACUUCAUUCAGAAUUAGCUCGUGUACAUAGAAGAGCUUGUAGACAGUUUACUAAUCAGCUUCGUCAAGCCUUAUUCGAAGCUGGAGCACCAAUAUUUUCUACCCUUAAACCUGGAGACUUUUGUGACAGAACUGUUGACUUCGCAAAUACAACCGAUUCCAAUUUCAUCAAAAAUAAGUCUUGUCAUGUUAACAAAAGGUCUGAAGGUAUGGGCUUAUCGGAAGCUUCCAAUGAAAAUGAUUUUCAAGCUGUUACUACUUCUUCUCCACCAAAUCCACAUUCAGAAUUGGAGUCACUACUACAUAUUAUUGAUGAAGUGUGUGCUUCAACAGAGACUAAAUUUUAUGCGGACACUUCAACUGGAUUACGUUUAUUCAAUCAUCAGUUCAGUGUAUCAAAUUCAUUAUCAAAUGAUGAGAUUAUUCCACAGAAUUCUAUCAAUAAUACAUUUAUGUGUAAUAAUGACGUUACAACAAUUUCAUCUCAUAAUACCGUUACAUUUACUCCUUACAUUGUACGAGAAUGCAAACAGGAUCAAUCAUUAUCAAUGCUUCAUCAUUGUUCUCAUAUUGAACAGAAUUGUGACAAAAAGUCAUCCGUCAAAACUGUACCGAAUCAAUUUAGUAAUCAAAUAAAUAAAAUUAACAGUUUACUCUCAGGAAUCAGUUCUAGUGUAUGUUUAAAUCAUUUGUAUUCUACUGAAAAUUUACCAUCAAAUAUAACCUCUUCAGUAAAUUCGAGUACACAUAUAAAAUCAAGUGAUAACAACGUUUACAAACCAAUACCAACCCCACGCACUCCUCGUCCUGCUUUUGUUAAUGUUAUAGACUCAUCACCGAAGUUUAUCUUGUUGUUCGAGCACAGCGAACUUCUAAUUCUUGCUUCAGUUGGUACAUUUAUCUUCGGGUCCAAUUGCACUAAAAAAACUCGAGGGUCAGUAUUCUUUGUAAUUGGUGUAGUAUGUUUGGUAUUUUUUGACCAUGAUUAUAGUCAUGGGGAGACGGAGCAUCCUGAAGGAGUUCAUAAAAGUUUCCUAAUCCAUCAUUUAUAUGAAUUAUUUGUAAACUUUGGACUCUCAGAUCACAAGGUUGGUGUUGUUGUCCUAAUUAGUGCGGUUUGCUUGGAUGCCGGGCUAGCUUCAAUUUCUAGGACGUUAGUAACAUCUGUCGGAGGUGCCAAACGUUUAUACAGCCUUUCUGCGUUAAUCAGCUUCGUCAUAUUGAUUCCGUUUUUUCUUCUUACUCACUUCUUCAAUGGAAACUCCUUUCACACCAAGGAACAAUUAAAUCUUUUGAAGAUGGUAGAAAAUGUUAACAAUCAAAUGCCUUCUCAUGAAUCAUCUGGAAACAUUCCACAAAGAGAUUGGCUAUUUUGGAUGGUUUAUAUAAGUACCAUGCAUGUAAUCGAUUUCUAUAUGACCAGUCUGGUCAGCGGGCGACUUGGUUCUCAAUCAGUGACUCGUCUUGCUAAACUAACUGUCGUUAUAACUAGCCUAAUAUUCAGCCUUUUCUGGUCAUCUUCAGAUUCCAUAGAACAAUUUGUUUCAGUCGAUCGUAAUGAGAUUCUUGUAAACAGUUUCCUACUUAAACAUCAAAUGUCUGUUGGAGUAAUUGUUUCGGUCGUUUGUAUUUUAUAUGCUUCAGAUCUUUUAACUGCAGAUAAAUCUGGUCAUGGUCCAGAAGGCAUUUCAAGUGGUCAUUUUAUUGGUUAUUCAAUGGCUGGUUUACCUUUAUUUACUGCUGGACAAACACCUACACACGGUACUGCCUUAUUAGCGAAUUCAGAAGAAUUUGGUCUAUGGUAUCAUUUACGAGCUACGUUUCAUGGCAUAUUAACUGGACAAGCUUCACGUCGCAUUUUCGCGUUCUUGUGUUUAAAUCUAGCUUUUACAUUUGUGGAACUUUUUUAUGGUGUAUGGACAAAUAGUUUAGGUUUAAUUUCUGACGGUUUUCAUAUGUUAUUCGAUUCAGCAGCACUUGUAGUAGGAUUAUAUGCUGCUGUAGUUUCACACUGGAAACCGACACGUAUAUUCUCAUUUGGAUAUAACAGUGCAGAGAUUCUAUCUGGACUUGUCAAUGCACUGUUCCUGUUGGUUAUAUCUGGAUCAGUGUUUAUCAAUUCAAUUGUACGUAUUCAUCAACCACCAGACAUUAAAACUGAUAAAUUAUUGGCUGUAUCUAUUUUAGGUUUGCUUGUAAAUAUUGUUGGUGUUGUCGCUCUUGGUCAUGCUCACAGUCAUGGAGGCCAUGGUCAUAGUCAUGGUGGACAUGGUCACAGUCAUAAUCAUGGAGGCAGUUCUAGUGGACAUUGUCAUAAUCACGAGCAUGGUCACAGCCAUAGCCGGAAUCAUAGCCACAGUUCAAAUAGAUCUCAUUCUCAUCACUAUGAUCUCAAACAUGCUGUUGAAGCUCAUAAUGAAGAACUUCAUUAUGGUCAUACACACGGUCAUCAGCAGCACUGUGGAUCGCACAAAUCACAGAAAGAUGAAGCAGGAGAUGCUAACCUACGAGGUGUGUAUUUACAUGUGCUUGCUGAUACUUUGGGUAGUGUAAGUGUAAUAUUCAGUUCAUUUCUGGUAACCAAUUAUGGUUGGAAUGUAGCUGACCCGAUAUGUUCAAUGUUUAUUGCAUGUGUAAUUGGCUAUUCAGCUAUGCCUUUGCUCAAUGAUACCCUUUGUUUGCUUACUUUAAAAGUACCUGAUGAAUUUCAUUCUCAAUUAAUGGUUAAGAAAAUAUUACAAGUGGAUGAAGUUGUUUCUGUUUCAAAUCCAUUUGUUUGGACUCAUAUGCAUAAAUCUGUAUGUGUUUGUGUAACGGUGCGAAUUCAGUCUAGUGCCUCAGAACAAGUAUUAUUACGAAAGAUUAAAGAAUUAAUUCAAAAUCAUUUCACAUCUGUAUCUCAUUUAACUAUACAAAUUGAAAAAGAAGAAUAUGAAUAUCAUACUCAAGCUAUGGGUUUACAUUUAUCUGUUAUUGGACAUUAUCCUAAAUCAUUUAUCAAUUCGAAUGUUUUAAUGAAUGGAUUAACACAUCAUCAUCACCAUGAUAAUACCAAUCAUUGUGAUAAAUAUAACUGUUCAUCUGAACGCAUGAAUUUAUUAUCUGUUAAAGAUAUUUAA
This is a messenger RNA of Schistosoma mattheei, 6801 nucleotides long. Lineage: Eukaryota; Metazoa; Platyhelminthes; Trematoda; Strigeidida; Schistosomatidae. The record is from the annotation of a GenBank genome assembly.